UAGAAUUUAAUUAAAUGAAAAUUAAAUUCAUUUAUUGAAUUAACAUAUAUACAUGUAUUGAGACUCGACAAAUCGAGUCGUCCUUUACUCUUAUUAUGCUAAUUUGAGCAUGUGACAGCCGAGUAGUAAAAGUCCGUGCAAUUUAACGGUCUCUUUUACCUUGAAAACUGAACGGAGAGGACGUUAAAAAAUUAAGAGAAAGAUUUUACAUACACUAUCAAGAAAUGCCUAGAAUUGGUCGACGAAGAAAUGGGAAUGGGCGCGUACGAGUGCCCGUUGUUGAAGCGCAACCACCAGAGAGACGACGCGGAAGGAGAAACCGUGCAGUUGCUGCACCAAGAAAUCAAGAUGUGGGGGCAAUUGUUGGUGAAGUACAGGUACAAGCACCUCUUCCUCUACAAAUCCAGGCUCCUCCUUUGCCAAUUGAAAGACAACCUGCCUUGCAAGGUCCUGUAGCACCAGCAAUGAACGUACAAGCGCCAUUUGCGCAAGUUGAAAUACCAGCUCCUGUGCCAAUGCCUAAUCAAAAUGGUGAGAUAAAUAAUGAUCCUAUGCUUAUACCUAAUCAAUCAGAAUGUGAUGUUUACGUAUCCCAAAAUUUGAAAGAAAAAAUUUGGAAUAGAGAAUUUAUAGAUUUGUCAUUACUUCUUUAUCAAAAUUUUAUUAGCCAAGUUGACAGACCUCAAAAUGUUAUAAGUUAUGAUAAUGCAGCUGGUUCACUUGUAAUUACAUCAAACAAAAACAGCAAAGUUAAAUCUAUUCAAAACAUUGAGUCAUGGACUGAUGCAUUUAUAAAUUAUAUGAAAAUAUUUAUUCAACGUUUUCCAAAUUUAGCUAGUGAAUUGACCACUUAUAUGUCAAUCAUUAGAGGUACACAAGUGUCUUUUGAGAAGAUUUAUUGUUAUGACCAGCAAUUUAGAUUAAGAAUGGCAAAUAAUCCUACAAGAUCUUGGUCUUCCAUUGAUGGCAUUUUAUGGUACACCGUCAUAGCUAAUGGGGAACCGGAGGGUAAUACAAUUCAACAGACAAGUGUAGCUUGUCUUAGUAAUGAAAUAUGGAUUAUUGGUUCUUCAAUAAUAUGCAGUGCUCGUGAUCACUCAGAGAACAGACCUUCAGGUAGUAAUUUAGGUCUUUUGAAAAAUAAUAAUUGUUUUUUGCGAUGGGCAGGCAAAUCUGGUAUGAAAUGGGACGAUGUUGUUGGCACAGUUAACAGCAUCAUUAAUUUAUGCAACAAAAUUCCACAUGCGUUGAUAUUGCAUUGUGGUGGGAAUGACAUAGGAAAUGUACCAUGUGGUGCUCUGCUAUAUCAUGUUAAAUUCACAAUAGCAAUUCUGUCUCGCAUGCUCCCAAAUUGUUCUCUUAUAUGGUCAAGCAUUCUUCCCAGGCGAUCAUGGCGUUACUCAAGUGAUGACCAUGCCAUGGAAGUUACAAGAAAGAGAAUAAAUAGGGGAGUGAGAUCUUAUAUACUCAAACAUGGAGGAUACGUUAUCAAAUAUCCAGAUUUUGACGAUCGUCAUCCAGCGCUAUAUUCUGACGAUGGAGUACAUUUAUCUUUUAUUGGAAAUGAUAUUUUCUUGAAUCAAAUUCAGUCAGCACUAGAAACAUUCAUAAAGUAUCCACAUUGUGUUGUAUUUCCCCACGAUCAUCUUUAAUUUAAAAUAAACAGUUCAUAAUCUAAUGGAUUAAAUACAUGUAUUUUAUGAAAUUUGGUUGUUACAUAAAUGUUGAAUUCGUAAUAUCUUUUAUCAUUUUGAUUGUUUAAAUCAGUUGUAAGUUGAUCGUAGAAUUGGAGAUAACUGAAUUGUCAUGGGUAAAUUUUGUGGCGGAUUAUCAUUCUGUACUAAAGUCCGAUUGAUAAUUUUGGCGAAAUUUACUUCAUUUUAUGCAGACUAUGGAUAGCCCAGCUGCUAUUUCUGAAAUAUUGCUGAAUGGACCGCCCUUCAGUACACCAGCUUUGGAUCGCCCAGCUGUGAUACAAUGAUUAGUUCAAUCGUCAUCAACAUUUUAUUGAUUGACAAAUAUUUUGGUUGUGUACUGUUGUUGUAACAGUUGUUGUUGUUUUAUGAAUGAAUUUUGAUUAAAUGUUGCCAUGACAAUUCAAUAUCCAAACAAAAUCAGUGUUUGUUAUUUGUUGUACUGAAAUACAAAUCAAGGCAUCAAUGGCGUCUGUUCGUCAAUUCUGUUAAUUGGUAAUUUACACCAAGUGGUAUGUUUGAUCCAAUGAUAUAUUCAAUAAUAGAAUUUAAUUAAAUGAAAAUUAAAUUCAUUUAUUGAAUUAACAUAUAUACAUGUAUUGAGACUCGACAAAUCGAGUCGUCCUUUACUCUUAUUAUGCUAAUUUGAGCAUGUGACAGCCGAGUAGUAAAAGUCCGUGCAAUUUAACGGUCUCUUUUACCUUGAAAACUGAACGGAGAGGACGUUAAAAAAUUAAGACCCUCCUCACCCACCCUUAAGAAUUGAACUUUGUUUGCUGCUGGUUCUAUUUAUUUUUCAGAUGCUCCAGUCUUCAAACACAAAUCCGUCAUGGUAACAUGCUGAAGCAGUCACACAACCGGAGCGAAAUUUACUUCAUUUUAUGCAGACUAUGGAUAGCCCAGCUGCUAUUUCUGAAAUAUUGCUGAAUGGACCGCCCUUCAGUACACCAGCUUUGGAUCGCCCAGCUGUGAUACAAUGAUUAGUUCAAUCGUCAUCAACAUUUUAUUGAUUGACAAAUAUUUUGGUUGUGUACUGUUGUUGUAACAGUUGUUGUUGUUUUAUGAAUGAAUUUUGAU
Molecule: messenger RNA, 2771 nt
Organism: Mytilus trossulus (common blue mussel)
Lineage: Eukaryota; Metazoa; Mollusca; Bivalvia; Mytilida; Mytilidae
Exons: 3
Coding region: 225-1652 (475 amino acids)
Source: RefSeq, a predicted model, not a curated record